CAUGACGAGCCAGAGAGCAGAUGCACCGAAAAACAGAGUAAAAAAAAAAGCGACAGGGAACAGCACAUAUGAGGAAACUAUACUUCCUCUUAUGCGGAUGUGAAGCUUCUCUAGUCCGUUAAAAGUGGGUGCACUUUCUUGCUGGGGCAAAAUAAUCCUGCUGAUCAUUGAACAACAAGGAUGCAUGUUUUGUGUGGCCUGUUGCUUUCGGCCUCUCUGGUCCUCGGCCACUCUUCACCUGCCUUAAACAGAGUGUGGGACGAGUGGACAACCCAACAUCGCAAGGCUUAUGACAAUCAGACUGAGAUCGCUUUCAGGAGAGCAGUAUGGGAGAAGAACAUGCAGUUGGUGUUGAGACACAACCAGGAGGCCUCAGCAGGAAAACACAGCUUCACAAUGGGACUCAAUCAUCUGGCUGACAUGACCGCUGAUGAAGUCAAUGAGAUGCUGAAUGGCCUGAAACUGGAGGAGCCAGUUCAUUUCAGCAAUGGCACUUUUAAGGAAGUGAGCGGCUCACCGAUACCUCAGAGCGUGGACUGGAGGAAGCACGGGCUGGUCAGUCCAGUCCAGAACCAGGGGUUAUGUGGCUCCUGCUGGGCCUUUAGCUCUGUGGGAGCUCUUGAGGGUCAGAUGAAGAAGCGAGCAGGUGUCCUUGUUCCUCUGAGCCCACAGAACCUGGUGGACUGCAGCACCUUCGAUGGAAACCUCGGCUGUAAGGGAGGCUACAUCUCUAAAGCCUACAGAUACAUCAUCCGCAAUGGAGGCAUUGACUCAGAGAACUUUUACCCCUAUGAACACAAGAACGGGAAAUGUCGGUAUUCCGUCAAGGGAAAGGCCGGCCACUGCUCUGAUUUCCACAUCCUCCCACAAGGAGAUGAGAGGACUCUGCAGGAAGUAGUGGCUUCAGUGGGACCGGUCUCAGUUGCAGUGGACGCCAGGCUGCCAUCUUUUCAUCUCUACAGAGGAGGUUUAUACAACGAAGCCAACUGCAACCCAAGGUUCAUAAAUCACGCUGUCCUUGUUGUGGGCUACGGCACAGACAGAGGACAAGACUUCUGGCUCGUGAAAAACAGUUGGGGAACUGCGUGGGGAGAACAAGGAUUCAUUCGAAUUGCCAGAAACAAGAAGAAUCUCUGCGGCGUUGCCAGCUUUGCAGUCUAUCCUACUGUGUGAAAAUGAGACCGGUCACCUGAAUCAAAUUUAGGUCACUUCAUUUAUUUAUUUACUAUCAGACACCAGAUGUUUGUUGUUUUCAUAAUCAAUAACAAAACUACAGACAUUGUCCUGAAAAAUACUGUCCUAAAAAAAUCAUUCAUUUCUCAGAUCUGCUUUGGAAGCCACUCUCACUCAUGUUUUGAUUCCGUUUGACUUACUUCAAAGCUCUUAUCUUUCAUUCUGUGAUUAAAAGAAAAUGACUGAAAAAA
Larimichthys crocea (large yellow croaker) is the source of this 1424-nucleotide messenger RNA. RefSeq names its product cathepsin L1. NCBI's taxonomy places the organism in Eukaryota, Metazoa, Chordata, Actinopteri, Sciaenidae. The transcript has 8 exons. Gene Ontology annotation, molecular function: cysteine-type peptidase activity. The coding region runs from base 181 to 1173 and encodes 330 amino acids. The record is from RefSeq and is a predicted model, not a curated record. Gene Ontology annotation, biological process: proteolysis.